AUGUCUCUGCCGAUUCCACCAAAAAGCAGUGCAGCCCAUCCACCACGGGGCCUUUCCGCUACGGAAGCCCUGACGCCUCUCAUCGAGACGACUUUCCGAACACCAGAUAUCACAACGUACAUCAACGGACGGAAAACGGUCAUCAGUAAUCCCAACCCGCACUGGACGUUGCUAGACUACAUCCGCGCUCAGCCGAACCUCAAAGGUACGAAGCUGGGAUGUGGCGAAGGCGGAUGCGGCGCAUGCACCGUUGUCCUACAGGUUCCAGACUGGCAGUCUGAGAAAAAGAGAAUCAAACAUCUGUCGGUAAACGCAUGCUUGUUUCCCCUGGUUGGUAUUGAUGGCAAACAUGUCAUUACGGUCGAAGGUAUCGGCAAUGUCCACCGACCACAUCCUCUACAAGAAAGGAUAGCGAAGUUGCACGGCAGCCAAUGUGGUUUUUGCACACCGGGUAUCGUUAUGAGUCUCUACGCAGUGGUACGCAACGCAUACAACCCGGAGACAAAGAAGUUUCACCUCAGCGCUCGUGAGAUUGAGAUGGAAGGUCACCUUGAUGGCAACUUGUGCCGAUGUACAGGUUACAAGCCGAUACUUCAAGCUGCGAAGACUUUCGUCACUGAGGAUUUGAAGGGUCAGUUGGCAGAGGAGGACGAGCCAACGACUACCGAAUCUGAGAAGUUGGAGAAAGAUGUCCUCGAUCUGACCCGCAAUGGCUGCGCUGGUCCAUCCAAAGUUUCCUGCGGUCGACCAGGUGGCUGUUGUAGAGACACACCAUCCGAUAGUAGCUCCACAGACACCAAGUCGGACGUCUCAUCGCCUCCAACGGAGCCUACAUCGGCAUCGGAAGACGAGCACAUGCCAGUCAUCUUAGAUGCCAAGAAACAGCCUCAAGCAGAUCCUGCUAUCAGCGGCGCCGAUUACGCAAAACCACUGAAGAGUAAGGAGCAUGAUGCUGCUGCCGAGACGAAGACCACUACAUCUACAGUGGAGGCACCAGCGGCAGACUCGGUUAAAGGGAUACCCACGAUCGAGUUUUUAGAGUACGUUCCAGAUACUGAGCUCAUAUUUCCUCCCGCGCUAUGGAAGUACGAGCCACAGCCGCUAUGCUACGGCAACGACAAGAAGAUCUGGUUUCGACCUACCAAGCUUGAGCAGCUCGUAGAUUUGAAAGAUGCGUACCCAUCAGCCAAGCUUAUCGGUGGUGCUAGCGAGGUUCAAGUGGAAGUUCGCUUCAAAAACUCCGAUUUUGCUGUUUCUGUCUACAUCUCGGAUAUAUCAGAGCUGAAGCAGACAAAACUGCCAAUGUAUGCAGAGCUUGAGGCAGGGAACGAGCUUGUCGUUGCCGCAAACACACCGCUUACCGAGCUGGAAGAGAUUUGUAAGAAGGUCUAUGCAAUGCUUGGGAAGCGUGCAAUGGUGCUGGAGGCCCUUCGUAAACAACUGCGAUACUUUGCGGGUCGCCAGAUUCGCAAUGUUGCAUCAUUAGCUGGCAACAUUGCGACUGCAUCGCCCAUUUCGGACGCUAAUCCCGUGCUAGUCGCAGCCGGAGCGACACUUGAAGCUGUUAACAAGAAGGAUGGUCGCGUCGAUCUUCCAAUGUCAAGUUUCUUUGUCGCUUACAGGACUACAACUCUCCCGCCUGAUGCAGCGCUCCAUCGCAUUCGAAUUCCUUUAUCUCCACCAGGUUCACGAGAGGUUCUCAAAGCAUACAAGCAAGCGAAACGUAAGGACGACGACAUAGCAAUUGUUACGGCUGCAUUUCGAGUGCGUCUUGACUCGGAAGGCCUAGUAGAGAACGCUUCGAUCGUGUACGGUGGCAUGGCGCCUAUGACGAAAGAGUCACCGAAGACGCAAAAGGCUCUCUUAGGAAAGCCUUGGUUUCACUCGGGAACUCUUGAUGCUGCUCUUACAGCAUUGCUGCAGGAUUACGAUCUUCCGUAUGGCGUUCCAGGAGGCAUGGCUGACUACCGGAAAACGCUCACCCUGUCGCUCUUCUUCCGCUUCUGGCAUGAGUCCGCCGCUGAGUUCGGUCUGGGCAACGUCGAUGAGCAGGUGAUUGAUGAGAUUCACCGUGAGAUCUCCAGUGGUGCUCGAGAUAACUACAAUCCUUACGAACAACGUGUGGUGGGCAAACAGGUAGCACACUUAUCUGCUUUGAAGCAGUGUACUGGCGAAGCAGAGUAUAUUGACGACAUGCCGCGAUUAGACCGUGAAUUGUUUGGUGGACUCGUCAUGUCAACAAAGGCACAUGCUAAGAUCUUGCGCAUCGACUGGGACCGAGCGCUCGAAUUGCCUGGCGUUGUCGGCUACAUUGACCGACAUAGCAUCCCCGCGGAUGUCAACAUUUGGGGCUCGAUCAAGAAAGACGAACCUUUCUUUGCUGAAGAUAAGGUACUUUCACACGGCCAGGUCAUUGGUAUGGUCUACGCUGAGUCGGCUCUGGAAGCUCAAGCGGCCGCUCGAGCUGUGAAGGUCGACUAUGAAGAAUUACCUCCAAUCCUGACUAUCGACGAAGCCAUCGCAGCCGAGAGCUACUAUCCACAUGGAAAGUUCCUAAGGAAAGGCCUCGCGAUCGACGACAAGAUGGCAGACGCUUUCGCUCAAUGUGACAGGAUCUUUGAAGGUGUGAACAGGCUAGGCGGGCAAGAGCACUUCUACCUCGAAACUAACGCAGCGCUGUCGAUACCUUCCGGAGAAGACGGAGCUAUGGAAGUUUGGUCGUCGACGCAGAACACCAUGGAGACCCAGGAGUUUGUGAGCUCAGUCUUGGGUGUGCCGAGCAACCGCGUCAACGCACGUGUGAAGCGUAUGGGAGGCGGCUUUGGUGGAAAAGAAUCGCGUAGCGUGCCCUUCGCGGUAUAUACCGCAAUAGCUGCCAGAAAAGAGAAGCGACCAGUGCGCAUCAUGCUGAACCGCGAUGAGGACAUGCUACUUAGCGGUCAGAGACAUCCCUUCCAGGCUCGUUGGAAGGUGGGAGUCUCAAAGGAGGGCAAGCUCAUCGCCCUUGAAGCUGAUGUGUACAACAACGGUGGCUUUUCCCAAGACAUGAGCGGAGCAGUUAUGGACCGAUGCUUGACGCACUUUGACAACUCUUAUGAGUGUCCACAUGUGUUCCUGCGUGGUCACGUAUGCAGGACCAACAUCCAUAGUAACACCGCGUAUCGAGGGUUCGGCGCGCCUCAGGGCAUGUACUUCUCGGAAACCGUCAUGUACAACAUCGCAGAAGGUCUAGGGAUGGAUGUCGAUGAGCUGCGGUUGAAAAAUCUAUACAAGCCUGGGGAACAUACUCCGUUCUUCCAAAAGAUAGACGAGGACUGGCACGUUCCGAUGCUCUUGCACCAGCUGAGCAAGUCGGCUGAUUACGAGAACCGGAAGGCGGCCAUCAAGGUUUUCAACUCGAAGAACCGAUGGAGGAAGCGAGGCAUAUGUCUCGUUCCCUCGAAGUUUGGUCUCAGCUUUGCCACAGCUCUGCAUCUCAAUCAGGCGGCUGCAUACAUCAAGAUCUACCACGAUGGAAGUGUGCUGCUACAUCAUGGCGGAACGGAAAUGGGUCAAGGACUCUACACUAAGAUGUGUCAAAUCGCAGCGCAAGAGCUUGGUACCCCACUCGAUGCGAUCUACACCCAAGACAGCCAGACCUACCAGAUUGCAAAUGCUUCUCCUACCGCUGCGUCUUCUGGAUCUGAUUUGAACGGCAUGGCUGUCAAGAACGCAUGCGACCAGAUUAACGAGCGACUGAAGCCGUAUCGCGAGAAGCUAGGGAAAGAUGCACCCCUCAAGGCACUCGCUCAUGCCGCCUAUGUCGAUCGUAUUAACCUUGCUGCAAAUGGCUUCUGGAAGAUGCCUAAAGUCGGGUACACCUGGGGAGAUACAAACCUAGAGACUGUCAAGCCCAUGUACUACUACUGGACACAAGGAGCGUGCUGCUCAGAAGUUGAGCUUGAUCUUCUCACUGGCGAUCAUACCGUGCUCCGAUCAGACAUAAUGAUGGACGUCGGCAACUCCAUUAAUCCUGCCAUAGACUAUGGGCAAAUUGAAGGUGCUUUCAUUCAAGGCCAAGGUCUCUUCACUAUCGAAGAGACGCUAUGGACCCGAACCGGUCAGCUCUUCACUCGAGGCCCUGGUACAUACAAGAUCCCCGGCUUUAGCGAUAUCCCGCAGGUCUUCAAUGCCAGCAUGCUCCGUCAUGAUAACGACGGCAACCCACUAUCAUGGAAUCACUUGAGAAGUGUACAAAGUUCUAAAGGUAUUGGUGAACCGCCUUUGUUCCUGGGAUCAACAGUCUUCUUUGCGCUGAGAGAGGCGGUCGUGGCAGCAAGGAAGAUGAAUGGAAAGAAGGAUGAUGGAGGCUGGAAUCUGGAUAGCCCGGCUACAUGUGAGAGAUUGAGGUUAGCGGUUGGCGAUGAUCUUGUUGACCGGGCGAGAGCGGUAAGAAAAGAGGGAGAGACGAAUUUCCUGGUCGCUGUGGCGUAA
Messenger RNA from Alternaria alternata, 4473 nucleotides. RefSeq lists its product as hypothetical. NCBI's taxonomy places the organism in Eukaryota, Fungi, Ascomycota, Dothideomycetes, Pleosporales, Pleosporaceae. Gene Ontology annotation, molecular function: oxidoreductase activity; 2 iron, 2 sulfur cluster binding; FAD binding. The transcript has 3 exons. The coding region runs from base 1 to 4473 and encodes 1490 amino acids. The record is from RefSeq and is a predicted model, not a curated record.